AUGGAGGGGACUGCUGAUAUCUUGGGGCUUGAAAUGGGGAAUAUCAACGAUUUUGGGUUCAUAGAUUUCAUGGAUGUAACCAAUUUUGAGCAGUUUAUUGAACUCAUUAGAGGUGAAACUGCAGAACCAGCUGUUGAAUUCUGCGCCAACUUUGAUUGUGACCACAUUACUGGUUGCAUUGCUGGAGAAAGCGAAUUGGUGCAACCCCCGGAAGAUCAACUUUUUGAUUUCAAUAUAGCAAGCUUUUCUGAGUUUAAUUUAGUACCUGAACAGACUAAAGUAGCAGAGGAGGAAAAUGAUGGGGAGGAGGAAUCUUCAGCUACAACAACUACUCCAACUAACAGGAGUAAGAAGACUGAUCGAUCAAGAACUUUGGUUUCAGAGAGGAAAAGGAGAGGCCGGAUGAAGGAAAAACUCUAUGCAUUGCGUUCCCUGGUUCCUAAUAUCACCAAGAUGGAUAAGGCCUCUAUCAUUGGGGAUGCUGUGCUGUAUGUGCAAGAUCUGCAAAUGCAGGCAAAGAAGCUAAAGGCUGAGAUAGCUGGUCUUGAGUCAUCUCUCAGCCAGCCUAAUAAUUAUCCAGGGGAAUCCUUCCUAAAUGCCAAGAAACCAAACUUCACCAUCAACCUUCCACUAAUCAAGAAGAUUUUUCAGAUGGAAGUUUUUCCAGUGGAGGAAAGAGAAUUUUACGUAAGAAUGGUAUGCAACAAAGGGCAGGGCAUAGCAACAUUACUUUACAAAGCACUUGAGUCCCUAGCUGGCUUUAUAGUUCACAGCUCCAACUUGGCAGCAGCUGCCGAAACUUAUAUCUUCACAUUCACUUUGAACGUUAACGAAUUUGAGGUGGAGAUAAACUUGCCAAACUUGAAGCUAUGGAUUGCUAGCGCUUUUCUUAACCAAGGAUUCGAUUUUGUUGCAUUGCCAUCAUCUUAGAUCAUAUUAUCAAAACAUGUAUCUGAUGAAACCAGCCAGCAGUCCCGUUACUUUUUAUUGUUACAUCUCGGGCCUCUGGCUAUUAUUAGUGUUUUAUUUUCUGGUUGAGUGGAGGCGGAAAGGCCCAAAUGAUGUGUUGGAGUCCUGGAUUGCAAUCGAAUUGGGUUCCAGGCAAUCAAGCCCAACAACCGGUUUUGCGUGUUCUUGAUGGAAGGAAGCACUCUGCUUCCCCUUAGUUCACCAAGGAAGAUCUGAAACCCUUAGUUUCGCUCAGUGGUUUGGUUGUUGAAUGAGAGGACUUGGCCAACGAAUUUCAAUUUCAUGACACAA
Molecule: messenger RNA, 1260 nt
Organism: Coffea arabica (coffee)
Lineage: Eukaryota; Viridiplantae; Streptophyta; Magnoliopsida; Gentianales; Rubiaceae
Product: transcription factor FER-LIKE IRON DEFICIENCY-INDUCED TRANSCRIPTION FACTOR-like
Biological process (GO): regulation of DNA-templated transcription
Cellular component (GO): nucleus
Molecular function (GO): DNA-binding transcription factor activity; protein dimerization activity; sequence-specific DNA binding
Source: RefSeq, a predicted model, not a curated record